Molecule: messenger RNA, 4755 nt
Organism: Petromyzon marinus (sea lamprey)
Lineage: Eukaryota; Metazoa; Chordata; Hyperoartia; Petromyzontiformes; Petromyzontidae
Source: RefSeq, a predicted model, not a curated record
UUUACCGAAAGAACAAAGAAUAUGAAUCCCUGCAGUCACGAAAGCUUUAAGUAAAAAUAUCUCAAGACCUGUUUUGUUACCAACAAUGAUGGCAGAGCUGGGCGACGAGGCAUUUUGGAGGCCGUUCCUGGGGGAGAGCGACGCCGCAGGGCAGGACGCGUUCCUCUACGUGACUGCGGGCGACGUGCGAGCCUUGCGCGACGAGCUCCCAUCAGGACUCUGCACGCUCAUUCACAAGGCAAACUGCAAUUAAGCAGCCAUCAGCAUCGUCGUCGGCGGUGAACAGUUUUGAGUUUCAGUUUUUUUUGCAGUUUCAUUUAUUUUGGUGUAGCCCUGAGCCAUUCGGCUCUUGAAUCGUGUGCAGAGAUUAUUCUUUGUUGUGUUAGGAAAUAAAUUAUAUUUUCAUUUGAUAUGUGCUUCAAUUGUGGAUGUUGCUGCAAUGACACUAUGCAAGUCAGUGGCCAACUCUUGUGGGUGAUCACUUAAAAAAAAUAACGAGUUGCCCCUGGUAAAGGUGCUAUUUACAUGCUAACUGAGGCCCAUGUCAGCCUUUCAGACCGCUCCAUCUUGGUGGAGUCAAUUUAAAUCAGGCAUUUUCUUCCAACAUGAGUAACACCCAUUCUGUUAUCAUUCUACAAAGAUUAACCCUUGGAUUUGUGUGGAACCAGGCUGUGGAGAAACUGAGAGUGGCUGCAGAGUCUGGCUGCGCAGACGAUCAGGAACCAGUGGUGGUGUUGACCUGCAUCCGCCUGCUGACAAGGCUCCUGCCGUUUGUGUUCGAGGAUGCACAGUGGAAGGAUUUCUUCUGGGCCCAUGCACCUACUCACCACAACGUAAAUGUGGAGGAAGAUACGAGCAAAGUCACGCCCCCAUUGGCUGAGACGCUGCUGCUUGCAAUCGCUGAGCUGCUCUUCUGUCCGGGCUUCACUGUGGCACCGCACAGGCAGCCUGGCCCCGACACACCAGAGGAUACUUGGCCACUUGACAGCUGUGAGUUCAUCUGGGAGGCAGGGGUGGGAGUCAAUAUCUCUCCACCACAGAGCUAUGUGCACGACACUAACAGGUUGGAAAUAUUAAAGCUGCUUUUGACCUGCUUCUCUGAGGUGAUAUACCAAUCUGAAAAUGACCCACGGAGCUGCAAUUCCUGGGUGAAAUUGUUCUGCUCAAAGGAGAACAGGCAGGUGUUUGGUCAUUUGAGGAGUGAUCAUAGUAAAUAUAAUUUGUAGUCAGGUAAAUAACUCAAGUUCCUUAAGAGUUGAUUAGGUUACCGUGUGAUAAUUGAGCUUAUUUAGCUGCUGUAUCAUUAAUUUAGUUAACAUUUUGCUUUUGUGCGUAUUCCUCCCAUGUCUUACCAGAUUUGUUUCUCCAGAAUUAAUCAAAUCCCAAUACAUGUUCUUUUCUUUCUUGAGUAAGAAAUUCAGCUCCACUGUUUCCUUUUCUACGUUCAUGCGUUCACAGGCACACUCUGGCCUUGUUCACGUCUCUCUUGAAUGUGGUGUUUGCCUACGACCCUGUGGGCUACGGGGUGCCGUACAAUUACCUGCUGGUGCGCGAUCACCGUGAGCCACUCGUUGAGGUGGCCUGCCAGGUGCUGAUUGCCGCAUUGGACGGGGAACAUUCCCUUCCUGGCUCUCCCUUCUUUGGCUUCUCCAUCGGUGACAUCGAGAACCCACAGCAGUCACGGACACAAAAGCAUUUGAACUGCAGCAAUCUCUUUGUGACUUACCUCUCCAAGAUUCAUAAUGAUGAGGACUUUGAAUUCAUUCUGAGUGGCCUGGUCCGUCUGCUCAACAACCCUCUGCAGCAGACCUACCUGCCAUACUCCACGAAACGCAUACACUUCCAUCAGGAGCUGCUCGUGUUAUUCUGGAUCCUUUGUCAACAAAAUAAGGCAAGAACCUGCUAAUUUCAAUAAAGUCAGUAAAAGAUUGAAGUGAAGGCAUUUGUCUAUUUAAGUUCCCUCGUAGCACUGAAAGGUUUGUUUGAUGUUUACACCAAUUAACUCUCAUGGCAAAAUAGUUACAAGAAAGUGUGCAUUUGAGUGCAACUAAAUAAAUAUGUUCCUACCUGUUUUAUUUUAACAAUACUAAACCGCAUUUUAUUUUUCAACGUAAUAAUGUGCUUAAAACUUGGAACAAAUGCUGAAAAGUCAACCUCUUCAUUAUUACACUACUUUGUGAUUUGGACGAUAAAAUGAAAUAACAUUUAACAGAUGUAUUGAUAUGUUUUACAUGUAAUCAAAUUAAAACAUUCUUUUGAUUUUGUUCUUGUUGUAGAAUUUCUUGUCCUUUGUUUUGAAGACAAAUAACAUGCUGGGAAUUGUUGUUCCCAUCCUUUAUUACCUGAAUGAUGCAAGAGAUGAUGAUGCUCAAAUGGGGCUACUCUCCAUCGGCGUGUUUAUUCUCCUUAUACUGAGCGGAGAAAGGAACUUUGGGAUUCAUCUCAACAAUUCUUUGUCCAUCCGUGUGCCCUUGGGCAUCCGGGUGUUCAACGGUACACACGCCGACCUCCUCAUCAUUGUGUUUCACCAAAUGAUUACAAGAAGCCAACAGAAGUUGCAGAAUCUGUUUGACUGUCUCAUGACCAUUGUUGCUAAUGUGUCCCCCUUUCUGAAAAGCAUGUCCAUGGUCUCUGCCACCAAACUUGUGCAGUUGCUGGAGAUUUUCUCUUCACCACAUUUCCUUUUCGCUUCACCACACAACCCCAAGCUUCUUCUCUUGCUCCUGGAGGUUUUCAACAAUGUCAUACAAUACCAGUUUAAUGGCAAUUGCCACCUGGUGUAUGCAAUGCUGUGCAAGAGGUCCGUUUUCAACCGCCUCGCCAACCUACCUGUGGACAAAGACUUCAUUGAGAAUACCACGAGGAAGACUGAGGCUCCUCAUGGGGACAAACAGCCAUCUAUGAGCGUGACUGAUUCUCCAGAGGCACUGCAACCCAUCUUUCACGGACAACUUGGGACAAGGCUCAGAACGGUUCAAGAUGCAAGAUCAGAGAGCAGUGGCCCAGGUGAUGGGGCUGCAGAGGAGAGCAAAUUUUGUGGGACACCCGACUGCCUCGAGAGCACAUCCUGGAAACCCACGCCCAAGUGGGUGUGUUCGUGGAAAUCCAAAUUGCCUCUGAACACGAUAAUGAAGUUGCUGCAUGUGUUGGUCCCUCAAGUGAAAAUGCUGUGCCUUAAGAGGGGGCUGGAGGAUGAAACAGAGAUUCUUCGUUACCUGAGGCAGGGAAGCAUGGUAGGGCUGCUGCCCGUGCCUCACCGCAUCAUAACCCAUCGGUGUCAGCCCAACAAGGACACCGCUCAUUGGUUCAGCACCUACUUCUGGAGUGUCAUCUGUAACAGGAACAUAGACCCACCCAUCUGGCUUGACUCGAAGAUAAAGAUGUUCAAGGAGAACGUGUGAAGGCGACACCGAGCAGCCCUCUCCUAGUCGAUUGGGGAUCUAGCUCACUGCUUGGAUGUCUCAGUGUGAACUUACAAUUUGUGCCUGUGGCAGAUGAUUGAUUGCAUUGUUUCAAAAUAGGUUUAGUUGAUAUUUAUCGCGCUGGGCAUAUGAGCACAGAAUAAAACUUGGAUGUUUUUAAAAAUUAAAUUUAAGUCUUGGUCGUUGCACUUUCAGACACCGACUGUAUUUUUCCCAUUUAUUGAUAAGUAUAUGGUCGGUAAUACACUCUUAGACAAAGUGAAAUGUCUGUUGGUAACCUGGAACAACUGUAUUGUAUUACCAUAAUAAGUAGAGAGGUUGGUACAUUAAUGUGCAAGGAUUUCACUUGUGUUCUCUUCCAAAUACAAUUGCAAAAUUAUUUUUUUCCAGCCGCCCACCUUGAUUGCGCUGCUAAUGUAAACUACCGUAUUCUCAUUAUUUGUGCACAGAAUGUGUUCAACACCACUUCAUCAUCAUCAUCAUCGGCUAUGGUGAAUCUAUUCCUGGAUAAAUGCCUCAAGCAAAGGCCUCACUAACCUACCACACCACUUAUAGGAAAUUAUUUAACGAAAGUAACUUGCCCUUUUCUAUUGUGCAGCCUUCCCCAUUCCACCAAACAGUUCCGUUAUCAGCAGCACUCAUAACAAAUCAGCACCAAAACGAUUACAAUGCCAACGCAAGCUAGGACUAAUUGGUGCACUUCAGGAAAUAAUUUAAGAAAUCGUCAAACUCUAUGAAUGUAGGUUUUCAUAUUCAAUUUGAUAUACGUAUAGUUAAAGCCAGAAUUGGUAAAUCUUAACAUUGCAUCAGCGCUUUAAUGAUGCAGUAUCAGCAUAAAACCAUGCAUCUGCAGUUUUUACCAUUUAGAAAUAUACCAGCAAAAUUGCAUUAACGGUUCAAAUUUAUAUUUCAAAAUGUGUUGGCUUUUGCUUUGCACGUGUUUGUCAAGGUUGUAUUUUCAGGUAGAAAGGUAAAUGGAGCAGUAUAUCAUAGACACAAAGUGGCAUAUUUUUAAUCGGCCAUUUCACUCAGAUGUUUUUGUUGUUAGCCAAAUUAUAGCUAACCCCAUUUGAUUUAAACCGGUUGUGGAAUUCAAAUAUCUUAAGCUGAAAGAUGUGGCUUUCAAAUUUGUUUAUAGAAAAUUUUAUUUUCAUCCAUAAUUCUGAAAUACAGCACAAUUUAGUGUUAUGGUACUAACAUAAAACAUAAACUGUUACAGAAACAAUAACAUAACAUUGGCCACAUCCUAUAUAUUGUGCCGUUCACGUUUGUACCCUCAUUAAUUCUGUAGCAAGAUUUGCUGGUUCCCCGCUUUGUGAAUAAACUUAUAAUU